UGCCAACCCCUACGCCGCCGCGGCGUCUACUCCUCCUUUCUUUGUCUUUCAUCUCGUCUCUCGCCGACCAGACCCAGACGCCCUCUUCGAAAAAAGAUGGUCCGCUCCAUAGGCGCUCUCGCAGGCGCCGCGGCCGCGCUUGCCGGCCUCGCCGAGGCGCGGUCGCUGUGGUCGACGAGGCCGGCGACGCACGGCUCCAGGGGCUCGCACGACGACGGCUACGUCCUCAAGACGGCCUACCUGCUCGGCAACGGCCGGCUGGGUGCCAUGCCCUUUGGCCCGCCGGGCGCCGAGCGGCUCGUCUUCAACGUCGACUCGCUCUGGUCGGGCGGGCCGUUCCAGUCGGCCGACUAUAGGGGAGGCAACCCGGUGGCGUCAAAGGCCGACGCGCUGCCGGCCAUCCGCGACCAGAUCUGGAAGAACGGGACGGGCGACCUCUCGCCACUCCUGGGUUCCAGCGCCAACUACGGCUCGUACCGGGUCCUGGGCAACUUCACCGUCGACAUCGCGGGCGUCGCCGACGCGCCCUACACCGACUACCGGCGCAGCCUGGACCUGACGACGGGCGUGCACACCACCACCUUCAAGACGGGCAACAGCAGCUUCUCGACCUGGGUCUACUGCGGCUUCCCGGACCAGGUGUGCGUCUACACCGUCGCCGUCACGGGCGACCGCCCCGCGGCGCUGCCCGACGUCAGCGUCCGCUUCGACAACGCCCUCGUGCCCGCCGAGACCUUUACGCGCUCGUGCGGCGACGCCUUCACCCGCGUCAGGGGCGUCACCCAGGUCGGCCCGCCCGAGGGGCUCAGGUACGACGCCAUGGCGCGCGUCGUGUCGUCGGGCGGCGGCGGCGGCGGCGGCGGCUCGGCCGCGAGCACCACCACGCGCUGCGGCGAUGACGGCACGCUCGUCAUCUCGACGCCCGAGGGCCAGCGGUCCGUCUCGGUCGUCAUCGGGGCAGGCACCGACUUUGACCAGACCAAGGGCAACGCGGCCAGCGGCUACUCGUUCCGGGGCGACGACCCGGCGCCGCUCGUCGAGGCCACGACGGCCGCCGCCGCCGCCAAGACGCAGGCGGAGCUGCUCAAGGCGCACCUCGACGACUACGCGGCCCUCAUGGGCGGCUUCCAGCUCGACAUAGCCGACGCCAAGGGCUCGGCGGCCGUCGAGACCAGGAAGCUCAUCGCGUCGUACAGGGCCGACGACGUCACCGGGGACCCGUACCUCGAGGCGGCGCUGUUCGACUACAGCCGGCACCUGGCCGUGUCGUCGUCGCGCGCCAACUCGCUGCCCACCAACCUGGCGGGCCGCUGGACCGAGGAGCUGGAGCCGGCGUGGAGCGCCGACCACCACGCCAACAUCAACCUGCAGAUGAACUACUGGGUCAACGACCAGACGGGCCUCGGGCCGGCCACGACGCCGGCGCUGUGGGACUACAUGGAGCUCAACUGGGCGCCGCGCGGGGCCGAGACGGCGCGGCUGCUGUACGGCGCCGACGCGGGCUGGGUGGUGCACAACGAGAUGAACGUCUUUGGCUUCUCGGCCAUGAAGGAGGAGGCCAGCUGGGCCAACUACCCGGCGGCCAACGCGUGGAUGAUGCAGCACGUGUGGGACCGGUGGGAGUACGGCCUCGACGCGGCCUGGUUCCGGCGCCAGGGCUACCCGCUCAUCAAGGGCACGGCGCAGUUCUGGCUGUCGCAGCUGCAGGAGGACAAGUGGUUCAACGACGGCAGUCUCGUCGUGAACCCGUGCAACAGCCCCGAGCACGGCCCGACCACCUUUGGCUGCACGCACUUCCACCAGGAGAUCCACCGGACCCUGUUCACGGCGCUCGCGGGCGCCGAGGCUGGUGGCGAGACCGACGCGGCCUUCCUGGGCUCGGUGCGCGCGGCGCUGGCGCGGCUGGACAAGGGCGUGCACCGGUCCGACUUUGGCGGGCUCAAGGAGUGGAAGCUGCCCGACAGCUACGGCCUGCCCGAGAGCAGCAACCACCGCCACCUGUCGCACCUGGUCGGCUGGCACCCGGGCUACUCCGUCUCGGGGCUGCUGGGCGGCUACGCCAACGCCACCGUCCAGGCCAUGGUGGAGGCGUCGCUGCGCAACCGCCGCACGCCGCACCAGGGCGGCUGGAGCAAGGUCGUGCGCGCCGCCCACUGGGCCCGUCUCAACAACACGGCCGAGGCCCACGGCUACCUGCGCUCCGCCAUCGACAGCAAUUUUGUCGCAAACGGCCUGAGCAUGUACUCGGGGCUCGAGGAGCCCUUCCAGAUCGACGCAAACUUUGGCCUCGGCGGCGCCAUCCUGGCCAUGCUCAACGUCGACCUGCCCGCACCCGAGUGUGCCGGCAGGGACCACGUUCGGUCUGUCGUACUCGGCAACGCCAUCCCGGCGGCCUGGGGCGCCGGCAGGGUCAAGGGUCUGCGCAUCCGGGGCGGCGGCAGCGUCGACUUUGAGUGGGACUCCAACGGUCUCGUCACGCGCGCCACCCUCUCCGACUCCAAGACCAAGGUGAGGCUGGUCAACAUGAAGGGGGAUGUGCUGGCCGAGAGCGAAUAG
Gaeumannomyces tritici R3-111a-1 is the source of this 2556-nucleotide messenger RNA. RefSeq lists its product as hypothetical. Bases 97 to 2556 code for a protein of 819 amino acids. Gene Ontology annotation, biological process: carbohydrate metabolic process. The transcript has 2 exons. The record is from RefSeq and is a predicted model, not a curated record. Lineage: Eukaryota; Fungi; Ascomycota; Sordariomycetes; Magnaporthales; Magnaporthaceae. Gene Ontology annotation, molecular function: alpha-L-fucosidase activity.